Octopus bimaculoides (California two-spot octopus) is the source of this 1483-nucleotide messenger RNA. RefSeq lists its product as uncharacterized. Gene Ontology annotation, biological process: N-glycan processing. Gene Ontology annotation, cellular component: glucosidase II complex. NCBI's taxonomy places the organism in Eukaryota, Metazoa, Mollusca, Cephalopoda, Octopoda, Octopodidae. The record is from RefSeq and is a predicted model, not a curated record.
CAGUCCUAGGACACCUGGUGUCGGACGUUCCAAUACGACAUCAAAUGCAUGAGGAUCAACUGGAGCGGAGAGGAUUUAGGCAGAUCGAACUCGCUGGAGGAAGCUUGUUACCUUAUGUGUUUCACGUAACGGGAUUAUCUAAAUUUAAGUAAAAGCUGCAACAAGUGUAGCUACAUUGAUUUAUCGAUGACUAGAGAAGUGGAACUUUGUUGGGAAAGCAAUCAGAAAAAAUAAAAAUAGUUAUGAAGAGAAUAUUUUGGAGCAAAUACCGAAUUCUUUUGUUGCUGCUGGGGAUGACAGCUACCUUAUACAUUCUAUUUCUCUAUUAUUCCAUGUCGAAACUGGAUGCGGUAAACAGUAAUUCCUUUCUAUUAGAAAGAAGAAAUAUUAUUAAAGUGGCACCGUUGGAUGAUAAAAUGCAAGAAAUUCCAGAAAUUUCAGUUGCUUCAAGAGUACAGCACUCAAAAGUUAAAAUAAGAGGUGUAAUUCUUGAUAAAAUGCACCUUUAUUUUCCAACGAAGAACAACACAUUUCAAUGUCUGCAUUCCAAGCAACAGAUUCCAUACCAGCAUUUGAAUGAUGAUUUCUGUGAUUGCAAUGAUAACUCUGAUGAACCUGGAACCUCAGCUUGUCAGUCAUCAAAGUUUUAUUGCACUUUUCAGCUGGAAGGAUUGAAACCUCAGUUUACUUGGUCGAGUCGUGUACAAGAUGGUAUUUGUGAUUGCUGUGAUGGUAGUGAUGAAUGGUCAAAUGAAGUUUUACCUGAUAACAUCCGAAUUAAAGACCCUGCUUUAGGAGGUGCAGUGAUGCAUGCUCCCUGUGCUAAUUGGUGCCUAACAAUUCUUCAGAAAGUUCAUAGAAAGAAAAUGAUGCUACUAGAAGGCCGUAAACAUAAAGCUCCCUAUUUAGCAGCAGCAGCUAAUGUGAAAAACAAAAUGAGCUAUGGUCCUGAAGGUGUGUUUUACAAACUAAGUCUGAAAUGUUUUCAAAUUCAACUUCCUCCUUAUGACUACAAUAUAUGUCCUUUCAAGAAAUGUACUCAGCAAAAGUUUCCACAACCAGUGAUAUCAUUGGGACAGAACCCUGUGUGGGAGAAAAUGAGACUUGGCUCUUAUGUUUUAAAGAUGACAGGAGGUAGUGCUCAGUAUUGCCCAGAAAACAGAGAGCGUCUUUCAAGGAUAACUUUUGAAUGUGGAGUUGUUGAUAAAGUGAAAUCAAUACACGAAGAUGCUUGUGAAUAUUUUAUCAAAUUCAGUACACCUGCUGCAUGCUGAUUUCAAUUAUCAUCAAGCAAAAGUACCUGGGACCAGAACUUCAGUUUUUUUACCUCGUUAUUCAUAUCUACAUUCCAUCAAGAAUUUGAUUAGACUUCAUUUCCUUAUCAUUACAUUUGGCCUAAGGACAAUUUGUUCAGUCAAUAGUCUUUUGUUUUUUUCCUGUGAUUCUUAUGUGCCUGUAAUAUGUAUAAAUAUAAGCUCUACAG